AUGUCCACUGACCGUUCCCAAGUUUUCGGUGUUGCUAGAAUUUUUGCUUCAUUCAACGAUACUUUCGUCCACGUUACUGAUUUAUCAGGUAAAGAAACCAUUGCCAGAGUUACUGGUGGUAUGAAAGUCAAAGCUGACAGAGAUGAAUCAUCUCCAUACGCUGCUAUGUUGGCUGCUCAAGAUGUUGCUGCUAAAUGUAAAGAAGUUGGUAUUACUGCUGUUCACAUUAAAUUGAGAGCUACUGGUGGUACUAAAACUAAAACCCCAGGUCCAGGUGGUCAAUCCGCUUUAAGAGCUUUAGCCAGAUCUGGUUUAAGAAUUGGUAGAAUUGAAGAUGUUACCCCAGUUCCAUCUGAUUCUACUAGAAGAAAGGGUGGUAGAAGAGGUAGAAGAUUAUGA
Molecule: messenger RNA, 399 nt
Organism: Candida albicans SC5314
Lineage: Eukaryota; Fungi; Ascomycota; Pichiomycetes; Serinales; Debaryomycetaceae
Gene: RPS14B
Product: 40S ribosomal protein uS11
Exons: 2
Coding region: 1-399 (132 amino acids)
Biological process (GO): translation; maturation of SSU-rRNA from tricistronic rRNA transcript (SSU-rRNA, 5.8S rRNA, LSU-rRNA); ribosomal small subunit assembly
Cellular component (GO): cytosolic small ribosomal subunit; ribosome
Molecular function (GO): small ribosomal subunit rRNA binding; structural constituent of ribosome; mRNA 5'-UTR binding
Source: RefSeq, a predicted model, not a curated record